Molecule: messenger RNA, 1752 nt
Organism: Physella acuta
Lineage: Eukaryota; Metazoa; Mollusca; Gastropoda; Physidae
Product: zinc finger protein 234
Source: RefSeq, a predicted model, not a curated record
CCGCUGUUUAUAUAGCAAAUCUUGCUCGCAAACACUGCUGUAUCAUAUUCAUACAGUCUCUAAAUGUUUGAUCAAGUGGAGACCUCUGAUUAAUUUAAUAACUCAAGCAUUAUAGGACAAAAGAAAAUGACAGAGCAAGUAUGUCACUGUGACAUCUGUUUAAGAACAUUUUCAUCUUUUGAAAGAUUACGAAAACAUUGGAAUAAAAAGCACACAGAAAUGCAAGCCAUAGGCUGUUGUUUUUGUGAUUUUAUAGUUAAAGAGGAGCCAUUGUUUGCUACACAUAAAAAGGAAUUUCAUCCAAACAAUCAGAUGGCGUGUGAGUUCUGUGCUUAUACCACCAGGAAAUGGAGUAAGCUGAAAAAACAUCACACCAAAGUUCAUGUGGUUUUGUAUAAAGAAAACAUUGCUGCUGAUUUACACAAGAUAAACUUCAAAAAGAAAACAGUGUUAUCUUCAUGUAAAUUCCCAACAGGUUACAGAUUAACUUCUUCAAAUUGUGGAAAUGUAGAAGUCAAGUGCUCAAUACUGAAGGAGAAAGAAAAUGUAUUAUCAACUAAUGAAAUGACAGCUGAGCUUUACCACAAUAAAUUCAAAACAUGUGACAAAUUGCAGUUAAAUCAUGAAAAUAAAACAGCUGCACCUCAAAAGUUACAAAAUUUACCAGGGCAAAAAUGUGAAUGUGCUCUAGAGAAUUGUACAACUUGUCAACUAUACCAUAAUGAUAAACAGAGAGGCAGUGAUCCUCCAACUGAGAUUUCUGUGUGUGACAUUUGCCAAAAAAGUUUUAAGUCCCUAUCUCAUUUGGCUUCUCAUAAAAUUGUACACACUCCAAUGCAAUGUUACGUCUGCUGCCACUGUGGUAGAAGCUUUAACAUUGGAGAAGAAUAUGAUCUACAUUUAAUUAUACAUUUUAGGCAAAAACCUUUUAAAUGUGAAAUUUGUGAAAAAUGCUAUGCAGAUAAACAAUACCUAAAAGCUCACAUUAGAUUGCAUAAUGGAAAAUCAAUUCACAAAUGUGAGAAAUGCAAUUACACGUCACCUUAUCUGUGUCGGCUAAAACAACAUCAAAAGAUUCAUCUAAACUUUCAAUGGUGUUGAAAAUGUACAAACUUGUGAUAUUUGCCAGAAAAGCUUUGUUUCUUCAGCCCAAUUGUUGUCCCAUCAACUGGUACAUACACCUUUACAGCUUUAUAUAUGUAGUCUUUGUGACAGAGGUUUUAACUUAGCAGAUGAAUAUGAACUGCAUCUCAUAAAUAAACACUUCAGACACAAACCAUUUAAAUGUACAUUGUGUGAGAAAGCUUAUGUCAGCAAAGAUAGUUUAAGAGUUCACACAAACAUUCAUACCAGGGAUUUAUUGUAUAAGUGUGAUAAAUGUGAGUACACAACAAAUGAAAGAAAUCCUUUCUUAGUUCACAGGAGAGUUCACAUGUACACAAAGCCUCAUAAAUGCAAUGUUUGUGACUAUUCAACAGCUUCUAGAGGUACUCUAGUAAAUCAUUUAAGGACUCACUCUGGUGAGAAGCCAUUUUGUUGCAACCUAUGUGAUAAACGAUUUAGUCUACGUGUAACCUUACUCUCACACAAACAAAUUAUGCAUCUAGUUUAAUGAUUCCACUGAAGACACACUAUGCUUAGGAUAAAACUGCUGUGACUGAACAAACUAAAAUCUAUGCUGCAAUUUAAUUUUUUUUAUAUUGACUAUUGUAGUAAAAACACUGGUGUUUUUUUUGCAUGCCUCUCAUUCUG